GGAUCUUAGGCGCUGAAUUAAGUACGAAGGUCUAUUUUAGUGCGUCAGGAACCUCGAGGGCGCGACUCGGAAGUUGACGAGAAGCUAAUAUAGAAGGAACGACUAUCUUCCUUCUAUUGGGUCUGCGGCCUACGGGAGACUAACGAGAAGCGCUGAAACACAUAGCCUCGUGUCGGCAGCGUUGUUGGGAAGUUAUCCAAGUCUGGGAGACGAGGGAUAAAUACCUUAUAGUGCGCUCUCUUCUUGUCCCAUUACUCGUUCGCUAUGGUCCAAAUUUGCCCGCAAUUGGAAGCCCACGGAGCUUGCACUGAUUCCCAGUGCACAGGAUAUCAUGACGUCCACAUCUGCGAGCUAUGUGGUGUUUUCUGCUCGUCCACUGCGUGGUACGAGGCGCAUCUCCUCAGCGCAAACCAUCGUCGUCAAUCGGCCGGCCAUGAUGGACGCAGGCACCAUUGCGUUAUUUGUGACGCCUACGUUUCCGGUCGCAGAUGUUGGGACGACCAUGUCAGAGGAAGACAACACUGCAGAAAUGCGGAGCAUAAAGGUGUAUCGGCUGAUGUAGCUCCCGUGAUUCAGGCACUCCCUGGCGAGUUAUUCUGCAGCGCCUGCGACAGACAUGUCCCAGAAGCCUUAUGGGCUUCCCACCUUCAAUCCGCCGAGCAUCGCAGGAAAGAGGGCUACAAUGCGUUCAAGACUGCGCUCGAAGAAGCCAAGAGGGACAAAAAUGGCGUCGUUAUCUCGGAAGGAGGAGAUUUUGGAAUCGUGGAAAGUGUCGACGCUGCCCGGGGAGAAUCACGAACUUUGAAAAUAGAGACCACGGUGGCCUCAUCCCGAGUGACCAUCAAGAAGGUGUCUCUGUCCUCCUCUUUCACGCGCAGGCAAUCUCCGUUUGCUAUUGCGACCUCAGUGGAAGGGGUCGUAUUGACGCAUCGUCGCCCUACUGCAAUUGAGGUACGAUUAGAAACACCUCACUCUGGGCGUAUGGAUGAUUGCCUUGAAAUCUCCUUCGAAGAUGCAGCAUUGCCACGUGUAACCUUCGUCAUCGCUAGGGCCCUGAAGGCCAUUGUGGGCAGCCAAGCUGAUCAUGUGUUGCUGCGACCAAUCGCUCCCUUCCAACCUCGCCAAAGUCGUACGCAGCCUGAGACAGAGGUAGUGCCAGGCAUUCCACCACCUUCCAACAACAUCAUACCGUACACCACCAAAUUACCUAAAGCACAGCUAUCGAAGUCACUCUUAGCUGCAUUAUCAGAAACGUCAUCUGGAAAGGCGCUGAAUCGCGUCAGAAGAGAUUUCCUCCCGAAUGUUUUUAAUUCGUCAACGUAUUCACGCUACUUCAAGAUACUGCUUUGGGCGGAGGAGCACCGCAUGGAGUGUGAUUUGGAACGCUACGACAUUCCUGACGCUCAGCUAGAACGUAACGGAAAGUAUUAUUUUUUGAACGUCCCUGGGUUGGCGGAAAAACGUCCGAGUGUUUUAAUUGGAGAUCGGUUUCUUGUCCAAAAACAUGGGGCUGCCGAAGGCCGUUGGUUCGAAGGUCACGUCCAUGUUGUUCGACAGGAGUCGGUUGGGCUGCAAUUCCACUGCUCAUUUCGUGACUGGUCUCAACAACAGCGGUAUACCGUACGUUUCAAGCUCAACCGCAUCUCCAUGCGGCGUCAACAUCAGGCACUGGGCGCCGGGUUGGCAUCUGAAAGGUUUUUGUUCCCUCAAGAAGCGCACAUUUUACCGCUCGGCUCUCCUCCUGGCGUGGGACCUAUCACACCAUUCAAUCCGUUGAUUGCUACGAACCCACCUCAGCUUCAAGCCGUAAAAUCUAUCCUUCUGCAGAAACCGGGUUCAGCGCCAUUUGUCGUUUUUGGUCCACCGGGCACUGGCAAGACUAUAACGAUAGUAGAAGCUAUGAAGCAACUGCUCAAGCACAAGCCAAAUACACGGAUUCUUGCCAUGGCACCCAGCAACUCCGCAGCUGACAUCAUUGCAUCCAAGCUCGCGUCCACCCUCGAACCAGAUCAACUUUUUAGACUUUACGCACCCUCAAGGCACUUCGAGCAGAUCCCAGAUGAGUUGCGGCGCUAUACGCACAGGAAGUUGGUGGGGGAGCGGUUCCCCGUCCUGUCGGACAUCGCGCGCUAUAAAGUGAUCGUGUCCACAUGCAUCUCCGCAUCUGUUCCGUACGGUAUUGGCAUCCCGCGCGGACAUUUCACGCAUAUUUUCGUCGAUGAAGCCGGUCAGGCGACUGAACCAGAGGUCAUGACCGGCAUCAAAACGAUGGCUAACGAGUAUACCAACAUAGUCUUGGCGGGAGACCCGAAGCAGUUAGGACCUAUCAUCCAAUCCAGCAUCGCGAGGGAACUUGGGUUGGAGCGAAGCUACCUCGAACGUCUGAUGGCGAUGGAGGUAUAUGAAGUUCACAGUGGUCAUGGCCUCAGCGUCGUCAAGCUUGUGAAAAACUUCCGAUCGCAUCCUGCAAUUUUGAAGUUUCCCAACGAUCGAUUCUAUGCGAGUGAGCUGGAGUCGUGUGGCAACGAUAAUGUCAUACGGACUUUCGAGGGCUGGAGCAAGCUGCCUUCGAAGAAAUUCCCGAUUAUAUUUCAUUCGAUCUCUGGAAAGGAUGACCGCGAGGCUUCGUCACCCUCGUUUUUCAACAUUGACGAGGUCACUCAAGUUUGCAAAUACGUCCAACUUCUCCGAGACGAUCGAAAGAUCAAAGUUGCACAACAGCUCACAACUGAGAUCGGUGUAAUCACUCCCUAUCAUGCUCAGUGUGUCAGGAUUCGCAAGCGCGUGGAUCACGAGGUCAAGGAGCGACGAGUCAUCAUCAUUUCCACGGUCAGGAGUAGUCGAGAAUUCCUUGAGUUCGACCUCAAACGCACCCUGGGCUUCGUUGCAAACCCGAGGCGCUUCAAUGUUGCUGUGACUCGCGCCCAAGCUCUGCUCAUCGUGAUCGGAGACCCAAACGUCUUGUCCCUAGAUCCCCUCUGGCGAUCCGGCGGGUGGGCCGGUCCUGAACCGACAUGGAACACGACAGAGACGGUAGAUGAGAGUGGCCAAUACGAUCAGCAUAUUCGAGAGGAUGCGCUGACCAAUAUGAAUGAUCUUGCUCGAAGGAUUGAGGGUGUCGUGCACUCGACCACAACAGGGCAUGUAUCGGGGACUGCCACGACCAGUGAAGAUGCUACUGUCUCGCAACCUUCCUCAGGAUCCUCAGGUGCAUGCGGCGGUUUUACACUGUAG
This is a messenger RNA of Suillus paluster, 3234 nucleotides long. RefSeq names its product RNA helicase. The coding region runs from base 265 to 3234 and encodes 989 amino acids. NCBI's taxonomy places the organism in Eukaryota, Fungi, Basidiomycota, Agaricomycetes, Boletales, Suillaceae. The record is from RefSeq and is a predicted model, not a curated record. Gene Ontology annotation, molecular function: zinc ion binding; RNA binding; 5'-3' RNA helicase activity. The transcript has 11 exons.